Molecule: messenger RNA, 573 nt
Organism: Arabis nemorensis
Lineage: Eukaryota; Viridiplantae; Streptophyta; Magnoliopsida; Brassicales; Brassicaceae
Source: the annotation of a GenBank genome assembly
AUGGCUGUUGAAUCAUUUGUGAAGAAUGCACAAAAUAGUGUACCUGAUAUGGAUGAUGAGUGGAGAUGUAAUGAUGUUGGUUAUGAUUUCAGUUUUGAUAGGGCUGGAAAAGAUCAAGAAGGAGCAUACACUGCUGGCAAAGGAGCGAGGAGUGUUGGUAAAGACGCAGAAGAAGAAGCAGGGAGUGUUGGUAAAGAAGCUGAAGCAAGCAAAAGAGCAGAAGCAAGUAACAAAGAAGCACAGCAAACGGAAGAUGUUUUAAUGGAAGAAGCAAGUAAUAGAGAUGUUGUCAUGGAGGGGAAAGUAGGUGUGACUGAACCAGAGGGUGAUGUCAUGGAAGAAUCUGAGAGUGUGAUCGCUGCAGAAAGUCACAUUGAAUCAGAGGGUGAGACUGAUAAGGUUGGUUAUGAAGAAAUUGUGUGUACUCCUAGUGUAGUGGUAAAGAGAGGAAAUCAGAAACUAAAAAUUUUAUCAUCUCAGAAGAAGAGGAUUAGAAGACCUUCUCGUUUCCAACUGUCUAAUUUGAUCAUUAGAAGGCCUUCUCGUUUUCAACUGUCUCCUUUUGAUCAUUAG